CAAACACCGGAUGACCACCCUUCCCUUCCUCUCUGCCGGGUUGGUGUGUCUUCCUUCCGGCUUGCCGAAGAAAGUUGAGGAAGGUUCAGCGGCAACUGGGCUUUUACACAAUGGACAGCCAGGGAAGGAAAGUGGUGGUCUGUGACAAUGGAACCGGGUUUGUCAAGUGCGGCUAUGCAGGCUCCAACUUCCCAGAGCACAUCUUCCCUGCGCUUGUUGGGAGGCCCAUCAUCCGCUCGACAGCUAAAGUGGGAAACAUUGAAAUCAAGGACCUGAUGGUGGGGGAUGAGGCCAGCGAGCUCCGCUCUAUGCUGGAAGUCAACUACCCCAUGGAAAAUGGCAUUGUCAGGAACUGGGACGACAUGAAACACCUGUGGGACUACACGUUUGGCCCAGAAAAGCUCAACAUCGACUCCCGUAACUGCAAGAUCCUGCUGACUGAGCCACCAAUGAACCCCACCAAGAACCGCGAAAAAAUCAUUGAGGUGAUGUUUGAGACCUAUCAGUUUGCAGGUGUCUACAUUGCUAUUCAAGCCGUUCUGACACUGUAUGCUCAAGGUCUUCUGACCGGUGUGGUAGUGGACUCAGGUGAUGGUGUUACACACAUCUGUCCAGUGUAUGAGGGCUUCAGCCUGCCUCACCUGACGAGACGCCUGGAUAUCGCAGGCAGAGACAUCACUCGCUACCUCAUCAAGUUGUUGUUGCUGAGGGGUUACGCCUUCAAUCACUCAGCAGACUUUGAAACAGUGCGAAUGAUGAAGGAGAAGCUAUGCUACGUCGGCUACAACAUUGAACAGGAACAAAAGCUGGCAUUGGAGACCACCGUGCUGGUGGAGUCUUACACGCUGCCAGAUGGUCGUGUGAUCAAGGUGGGAGGAGAGCGGUUUGAGGCCCCUGAGGCACUGUUCCAGCCUCACCUCAUCAACGUGGAAGGUGUCGGAGUGGCCGAGCUGCUCUUUAACACCAUCCAGGCUGCCGACAUAGACACUAGGCCUGAGUUUUACAAACACAUUGUGUUGUCGGGAGGCUCUACCAUGUAUCCCGGUCUGCCGUCACGGCUGGAGAGAGAGCUCAAGCAGCUUUACCUAGAGCGUGUGCUGAAGGGAGACGUUGACAAGCUUUCGAAAUUUAAGAUCCGCAUUGAAGAUCCUCCCAGACGAAAGCACAUGGUGUUCCUGGGUGGAGCCGUGCUGGCUGACAUCAUGAAGGACAAGGACAACUUCUGGCUGACCCGAGAGGAGUACCAGGAGAAAGGAGUCCGCGUGCUGGAAAAACUAGGAGUCACCGUCAGAUAAAGCUCUGGACGGACAAACCUCACUCUCACAACACAUGCACACACAUGCACACAUACCAGACAUGCACACAUUUCCCCCCUUGCCCCCAUCGCAGAGUAUAUAUCUAUUUAUCCCUCGUCUUUGGCUCACAUUACUCCCCAGACAUCAGUGGGAAUCGAGCCGUCACCUCCCUGUUCCUCUCCUCUCCUCUAUCGCCACUUUUCCUCUGCCUCUCUACUCUCCCGGUUUGCGAUUGGCUCACGCUUCCCUUGCAAGCCCCGAGAACCACUCUCCAUCUUUGCAGAUCACACUCGAGCCUCUCUUUCUUUAAUAGGUAUAGAAGGGCUGAUGUUGCCCUGCUGAUGUAAUUUGGAGUCAGAUUUUCAUCUGUGUUGUUGUGGUGAUGGUUAAAAACCGAGGCAGUAAAUUGACCUUACGCUGGAUGUUCACUCUGCAUGUUUACCUGCCACAUAGACAACCAGAAAUCUGUUGAUUGUGUAUGGGAAUAAACUUGGCAGAUAAACAGUGGAAUAGACCAGCCACUGCAGUUUGAGAAAGUUUAGUUUCCUUCUUUGAUUAAAACUCUGGAGUGGAUAAAUUGAUGCAGAGUUAUAAGGAAUUUGUGUCUGUAAUAUCACAAUCAGGGUCCAUUAAUAAACAGCCACGGGCCGCUUUCAGCUUCUGUUCCAGGUGAGCUGAUCACAUUUUUAUGUCGGUUUUUAUAAAUGAUAUCAUGACUAUUCUUCUGGGAGAGGGAUUUCUUUCUUUUUGCUUUCCUUUUUGUUGGAUGUAUGAGUUUAUAUCUUUAAAUCUGAUUUUUUUUUUUCCAUGACUUUUUCUUUUGUUGCUGUGCACUACUACCAUUGUAAAUGGAGUACAUUGUGGUAACAGAAGUUCCUCCAUGUUUUUUUUAAAUGAAGAAUUAAUGGUUGAUUUAUAAAGGGACAAAUCCAUAAAGUAAAGCCCCUGAGCUUGACAUCAUCUGUGACGGUACAUUGGGGUUUAGGGGUGGUGAGUCAGGAUGGGAUGGGGGGAUGUUACUAUUUGUUCCUCAUCAAACGGCUUCGCCUCUGCUUCCUUUUGCGAGUGUAAAUCUUCAGCUGAGUGAACGGGCGUGAGCAGAGUGUGGCGACGCUAUAGUUCCUCACCCGUCGUAUUCCUUCAGAUCUACCACAGCACGGAGGCAGACGCUGUUAAAACGAUGAGAUCAAUUUGAGUUUGGGCAUAAAGCCCUGCAAAAACUAGUUAACAGUAUUCUACUAAUGUUGAAGUACUGUUUGAGAUUUAAUUCAGCUCUCCGGUCUUUCACUCCAUACGGUUGGCAUAAAGCAGACUGGAGGCACUUCUAUUUUGAGUAUGACAAAUGUGUAUAUUUUUUUCCUCUUUCCAUUGAACGUCUAUCCAGUGCCAAGUGCAGUUAAUGUUAACUGGAUCUCUCAUGUUUAAAUGUCUUUCUUUUUGUCAUUUUUGUUUUUAUUUUCCUGUGUUGUUCAUAGCAUAACUGCCUAACGCUGAUUUAAAUAAAGAAAAGUGAUUUAUAAGGA
Messenger RNA from Sphaeramia orbicularis (orbiculate cardinalfish), 2818 nucleotides. RefSeq names its product actin related protein 2b (gene actr2b). The record is from RefSeq and is a predicted model, not a curated record. Bases 111 to 1295 code for a protein of 394 amino acids. The transcript has 9 exons. NCBI's taxonomy places the organism in Eukaryota, Metazoa, Chordata, Actinopteri, Kurtiformes, Apogonidae.